AUGGCGCGCUAUAACGGCGAUGAUCGACUCAAUCAGGGCUGGCCCAUUGGUGAUAAGGGAUACCUCCGUUACCUCCAGUACCGUUCGGCCGCCAGCAUCGGCGUUAUCUUUUAUACCCACGACCAUACCAAUCUUGUUACAUCCGAAGAUGCUUAUAUCCAUGGACUUCGGGCUAAGAAGUUGGCUGGCAACAGGGUCUCUCUGUAUGCAUAUGAUAGAGAUGGAAAGCUACGCGGGCUUCGGGUAGGGGGACCAUCGACUCUUUCUUUAGGUUCUGGUGAUUUCCCAGUCGGCCUGGAUUGCGAGUUUGUCAAAGUGAGCAAUGGCAUUUCAAAGGGUAACUUUUAA
Messenger RNA from Fusarium odoratissimum NRRL 54006, 348 nucleotides. RefSeq lists its product as uncharacterized. Bases 1 to 348 code for a protein of 115 amino acids. The record is from RefSeq and is a predicted model, not a curated record. NCBI's taxonomy places the organism in Eukaryota, Fungi, Ascomycota, Sordariomycetes, Hypocreales, Nectriaceae. The transcript has 2 exons.